Carassius gibelio (silver crucian carp) is the source of this 5461-nucleotide messenger RNA. Its product is annotated as coiled-coil and C2 domain-containing protein 1B. Lineage: Eukaryota; Metazoa; Chordata; Actinopteri; Cypriniformes; Cyprinidae. The record is from RefSeq and is a predicted model, not a curated record. Gene Ontology annotation, molecular function: DNA-binding transcription repressor activity, RNA polymerase II-specific; RNA polymerase II cis-regulatory region sequence-specific DNA binding. Gene Ontology annotation, biological process: regulation of transcription by RNA polymerase II. The transcript is spliced from 26 exons. The coding region runs from base 452 to 3049 and encodes 865 amino acids. Gene Ontology annotation, cellular component: nucleus.
UUUCCACUGCUGGGCGUGGCUUGUUUUUGAUGUUUUUGUUGCAUUGGUUUCAGUAGCAAAACAAAACCAAUGUUACAAGCAGCUCGGUUCGCAGCUGCGUUUUCAUUAGAAAUUCACUGAGGGUGUUUGUGAAGCCCUUCGUACGGUAGGAAGGAAGGAGGAAGUGGAGUGGGUUUACUGUAGGCGAGGAAAAGAAAGUGCACUGCUCCUGGGUCAGCGGGUGAGUCAGCAGAGCCCACGUGCUAACAGCACAUGUGACGUUUACCUUAAUAAACUUCCUCUAAAGCUAAACUGUCAUUCCGACCGCGAGCAGAAACUUCCACGCCGCUGCUUCACUUAAACAUUACAAAUCGGUUUAAGACGAAAAGAGUAUUCUUUAUUAACACGUCACGUUCAUUCAGGAGUUGAUCUGUCCUGAAACUAAAGUGUGGAGGAGCGGGAGCUGGACGGGAUGUUUGCCCGGAAAAACAAGCGAGCAGCGGCGCCGAAAGGCCAAGGAGCAGCAGCUGCCAAACAGAUGGGAUUGUUUCUGGAUUUCAAGCCAGAUGAUAUGAUGGACAUGGAUCAAGAUCUGGAUGAUCCAGCUUUAGAAGCAGAAUUUGCUGCCAUUGUUGGGAAAAAACCCAAUGUGGCUCCAAGGGGGAAAAAGCCUAGUAAAGCUCCAUUACCGAUGGAGGAUAUUGCAAAAAUGGCAGAGGCCUGCAUGAAAGACAUCGAUGAUGAUGAAGAUGAAAGCCUGGAGGAUGACGAAGACCUGUUGGCUGAGCUGCAGGAAGUGGUGGAAGAGGAGGAAACGGAAGACUCUGGUACCACAACUCCUGCCUCCCCUGUUAGUGCGGAAACCCCUUCAGCAGAACUGACGCCAGCCAGCAAGGACACUAAGGUUUCUUCAGUGCCUGGUAGCAUUGAGCACACGUUAGAGGAGAGAUUAAACCUGUAUAGGAUGGCUGUUAACAAUGCCAAAGCUGCAGGGGAAACCUCUAAAGCUCGGCGAUACGAGAGAGGCCUCAAGACACUACAGACUAUGCUGGCAUCAGUACGGAAAGGAGGGAAGAUUGACGAAACAGAGAUUCCCCCUCCCGUUGCAUGCGGAGCAUCUGGUGGUUCCAGUCGGCCCCCUGCCCCUGCAGCUUCGCCUGAUCAGAACGGGGAGUGUGACAGCGCUGUUGAGAUCUCUCCUGUCUCGGCAGAGGCCGCCCCUGUCGUCAUGGAUCCAGCAUCAGACACUAAAGACGAGACCUCCAGUGUAACAUCUCCAGCUUCCCUGUCAUCCCCAGAAGGCAAACACGCAGCAAGUGGCACUGAAUUGCACUUAGACUCGCUGUCCGGACAGCCCGGUAAAGACGUUCUGUUAGAGCGACAGAAGGAAUACAGGAUGGCAGCUCUCAAGGCCAAACAAGCAGGAGAUAUUGACCAAGCCAAAAUGCAUAUAAAGACCAGCAAGGGAUUCGAUGCAGCCAUUGAGGCUUUGGAGAAAGGCCAGCCGGUGGAUAUGAGCUCCCUUCCGCCCCCUCUGUCUCAAGCCUCUACAGUUACUCAGCCUGCACCUCAAAAAGCUGUUUCCUCCCCUUCAGCUCCUGACAGUGUUUCUGGCCCAGCUCAGCCCCAGACGGUUCUUGACGCUCUGGAACAGAGGAUGGCCAAGUACAAAGAGGCCUUCACACAAGCUAAGGCCAGCGGAGAUGAGCGCAAAGCCCGCAUGCAUGACCGCAUUGCUAAACAAUACCAGGCUGCCAUCCGUGCCCAUAAAGCAGGCCGACCUGUCAACUUUGACGAACUUCCAGCUCCUCCAGGCUUUCCUCCAAUCCCAGGCCAGAAGGCUACUUCUCCAGAGCAGGGAUUGGCUGCAGUGUUGGAAACAGCCAAUAAACUAACAUCUGAUGAAGCUGAAGCUGGCGAUGGUGAAGAGGACGACGAAGAGGGAGAGGAGAAAGUUAAAGCUCCGAAAGUAGGCGACCAAAAGAAGCCCACUCUUGCAGUACAGCCAACGGUACAGAAGCCCCAGAGGACCCCUUCACCUUCCCCUGACAGAACGUCUAAAAGAGGAAGUCUGCCUGACACAGCUCAGCAGCAGCUGGAGUUUCUGGAAGGCCGCAAAAAGCAGUACAUGAAAGCAGCGCUGCAGGCAAAGCAGAAGAAUGACCUAGAGCAGGCCAAGACCCACCUGCGAGCAGCAAAGGGUUUGGACCCCAUGAUAGAAGCGGUCCGCAGCGGCAAGAUGAUGGACAUAAGCAAGGUGCCUUCACCGCCUGGAGAUGAGGACGAAGACUUUAUCCUAGUCCAGCACAGUGAUGUUCAGAUCUCAGAGAAGGCUGAGGAGGUCUACACUCAACUCACCAAACUACUCAAAGAGCAAUACGAGAAAUGUGUGACGUACUCCAAGCAGUUCACACACAUGGGGAAUAUCGCAGAAACAACCAAAUUUGAGAACAUGGCAGAACAAUGUAAGAAGAGCCUGGAGAUUCUUAAACUGGCGCGGAACAGGGGGCUCCAGCCCCCUAAACAUCACUUUGAAGAGAGAACAUAUCGCACUGUCAGGAUUUUCCCGGAGCUCAGUAGCACAGAUAUGGUUGUGGUCAUUGUUAGAGGGAUGAACCUUCCUGCUCCUCCUGGCGUCGCAACCAAUGACUUGGAUGCCUAUGUCAAGUUCGAUUUCCCGUACCCCAGUACAGAUCAACCUCAGAAACAUAAAACAUCAGUCAUCAAAAACACCAACAACCCAGAGUAUAACCAGAACUUCAAACUGAACAUCAACCGGAACCACCGUGGCUUCAGGAGAGUUAUACAGUCUAAAGGCCUGAAGCUGGAAGUGCUGCACAAAGGCGGCUUCCUGAGAAGUGACAAGCCUGUAGGAACAGCCCAGCUCAAACUGGAGAAACUGGAAACUGAAAGCGAAGUGAGAGAGAUAGUGGAGCUCAUGGAUGGGCGGAAGGCCACAGGUGGUCGUCUGGAGGUGAGGGUUCGUCUCCGAGAGCCCCUGGGUGGGCAGGACCACCAGACUGUCACAGAGCGAUGGCUAGUGCUGGAGGAGCCACAGGUACUGCUGUAACGGACACUGAUUUCAUCUUCACAGCGUCUUGAGGUCUCAGCGGUUUUAUCGAAGUGGAUGAAGGUAUGGACGAUGGAAGCUCAACGGUGCUGCUAGCCUUGGGUACGAACCACAUGAAGGAGAUUGUGAGGAACUUGCUCAACAGAGAGACAGUCACUGACAGAGAAAGUUAGCUUUGUCUUAUCAGGGUAAAAGAGAUUGGACCGGGAUGUAAGAGUUGGGGGGAGGUUAUUAAAAAUACAGGAGAUAUUAAUAGAAGGAGCAGGAAAAUGUGCCCCGAUUGCAUAUGAUUGAUAUAGCUUUUUAAACGGCCCUUUUGAGAUAGAUUAUCUCUUGAUUUAAUAAUAACGCUCACCCCAACUGUUACAUUAAUGCAUUGGAGCAGAAGCCAAUGAGAGUUUUUUUUUUUUUUACUGCUCUGGGAUGCACUUACGCACUAAUGCCAAAGUAAUCACUGCUGCUGCAGUAAGAUGAAUGACUUAAUCUGUUCUCCCUCAAUCUAGGAACCUGUUCCUGCCAUAUCUCAAAUACUAAUGUAUGACUGCUAUGCAAAUGAGUUCCACACGAUUAGCUAUGCAAAACGGUUUGCGUUUGAAUCCCAAACAUUUUGUCAGACAUUUCAAAGCUUGUUUACAUCCUAUGUGAAUUUACUGUUUGAUUUAUUACGGCUAGGCCGUGUCAAAGUACUGCUGUUAAAUAUUAUAUUCCUUAUAAAUAUUAUUAAAGCCAUAAACCAGCUUUUACUAAUUGAUCCAAAUGUGAAUUAUUCAUUAAACAUUAUGAAUAGUCCUUUUUUUUUUACGUUUGCUUCUGGAGGUAAAUGAGCGAGCGCGCCAUGUUUGGGAAUGAUAAAAAAAAGUAUAAUAUUCCCAGUAAAUUUAGGCUUUAGUAAUCUUUCUUAGCAUUUUGCUGACGAUCAGGACUAGAACUGGUGCUGCAUUAGGCAUAUUCAGAAGUGCCAGUUUAGUUGACCUUAUACGUUAGCUAAAGCAGACUUUUGAGAUAUUCUGCUUUGUUUUGUUUAUACAUAUAUAUAUAUUAAACGUAAUAUAUGAGAGAAGUCUUUUAUCACUCUUCUUGCACUUGACAGUUGUUCUGCAUUAGGGUUACUCCUAGUAGUCACUUUAGCCACAUAAAGCCAAUGUUUACAUUGAGGUCUAGUGUGCAGACACAUAAGAUGACACCUCAGAAAUAGCUUUAAGGAUUAGCUCACCCAAAAAUUCAAAUUUGCUGAAAAUGUACUCCUCUUCAGGCCAUCCAAGAUGUAGAUGAGUUUGCUGCUUUAUCAGAACAGAUUCUGCAAUAUAUCACUUACUACCAAUGGGUCCUCUGCAGUGAAUGGGUGCCGUCAGAAUGAGUGUUCAAACAGCUGAUAAAAACAUCAUGGUAAUCCACACCACUCCUGUCCAUUAAUUAAAGUCUUGUAAAACUGCAUGGUUGUAAUAAAUCAUUUUAACUUUGACUCCAUAACCCAUAACAAUCCUUCUUCCAGUGAAAAUGUCCCGACUCCUCAAAAUCCAGUCUGUUUUGGACUAUUUUUCACUUGUAAAUGGUGGUGCUUGUUCCAUUCAUAUUCCUCUCCUGAUUCAGACAAGGGAACUUUUUCACUGGGUGAAGCAGUAAAUUACGGAGAGAGGAGUCAGAUUUUAGCUGAAGAAAUGGUUUGAAGUUUAAAAAUGUCUUGAUGGCCAUUUAAGUUUGUUUUUUCUCAAGAUUUUAUUGGAAUGACUGGAGUCAUGUGAACUACUUAUAGAUUAUUGUAAUGUGUUUUUAUCAGCUGUUUGGACAUUCUAAUGGCACCCAUUCACUGAGAAUCCAUUGGUAAGCAAGUGAUGUAAUGCUGAAUUUCUCCAAAUCUGUUCCAACGAGGAAACCAACUAAUCCACAUCUUGGAUGGUAUAAGAGAGAAGUACAUUUUCAGCAAUUCUUUCAGAAUUGACUGACAGUUGGCUUUUAAGCAUGGACAAUGUACAAUCUAGAUCCUUCAGCCUAGUUCUUAGUGUCCAUUCAUUUCAGUUACAGUGGUUCCCAUCUCAUGUGAAUUCUGUGAUUUGGCACAUUUUCCAGUCUCGGAUCAAGCUUUAAAUCCACCACAAGGCUUAUGUUGAAAAACCUUGUUACAUAUAGCAUGUGUCAGUUUUUUCUUUCUACUAUUUUUUUUUUUUCCCCUCAAGAGUCAGCCAUGUCAUUUAUUUUCAUUUUACACCAAGUUUAUUUAAACCGUUUUGUUAAUAAAUGAGAAAAACAAAGAUCUGCAGUUCCUGACUUUUCUUGAUUUAACUGAAAUUUAUUUUAUUUGACUUUUAAUGGCGACUACUAAUAUAAAAAAAACAUUUUGUAUAUUCAACAGGUUUGAUAAAGACUGCUUUUAUUGACAUAUGUAGUGUACAAUAAAGAAAAGUUGUAUUUUUU